Nannospalax galili (Upper Galilee mountains blind mole rat) is the source of this 1194-nucleotide messenger RNA. RefSeq names its product ring finger protein 7 (gene Rnf7). The transcript is spliced from 3 exons. Gene Ontology annotation, biological process: protein ubiquitination; ubiquitin-dependent protein catabolic process. The coding region runs from base 102 to 374 and encodes 90 amino acids. The record is from RefSeq and is a predicted model, not a curated record. Gene Ontology annotation, cellular component: nucleus; Cul5-RING ubiquitin ligase complex. Gene Ontology annotation, molecular function: cullin family protein binding; zinc ion binding; ubiquitin protein ligase activity. Lineage: Eukaryota; Metazoa; Chordata; Mammalia; Rodentia; Spalacidae.
GCCUGUGGGUGGCGCUGUGGCCCGUGCAGCGGCCCUGUGGAGCCGCCAUACUGCCCGCCUCCGCGCCCAACGUCCCGCCGUCACCCCGCGCCGCCGCCGCUAUGGCCGACGUGGAGGACGGCGAGGAGUCCUGCACCCUGUCCUCGCACUCCGGGGGCACAGGCUCCAAGUCAGGCGGCGACAAAAUGUUCUCGCUCAAGAAGUGGAACGCAGUGGCCAUGUGGAGCUGGGACGUGGAGUGCGAUACGUGCGCCAUCUGCAGGGUCCAGAUGCCUGUCUUAGAUGUCAAGCUGAAAAUAAACAAGAGGAUUGUGUUGUGGUCUGGGGAGAAUGUAAUCACUCUUUCCACAACUGCUGCAUGUCCCUGUGGGUGAAGCAGAACAAUCGUUGCCCUCUCUGCCAGCAGGACUGGGUGGUCCAGAGAAUCGGCAAAUGAGACGUUACUAGGCUGCUUUCCCAGUGCAGUGGUUUGCAGUCCUGGUCGAUCUUGCUGUCACAUACUGGACAAAGGCUCGAGCAUGCCAAGGGAUUCAUUCUUCAAAUAGAAAACCAUGGAUCUGCAGUCCUAGGGGACUCAUCAGAGGCAUAAUUUGGCAUUCUGUCAAUUCUCAGAAAUUCUCUACAAUUAAGAAGAUAAUUUAUUAAAGACAGUCUUUCCUACCUCUGUGGUAUGUGGAGUCCACACUGCUCAGAAGUGCUAUGACAAAGGAGAGAACUCCAGCAAAUUAAAUGACUUCGUCCUUUAUUUGUGGGUGUACAAGGAACUGUGAGAGCAAUUUCCUUCACAGAAGAACUUGCUUAUCUAUGCUUAAAUAAUUUAAAAAAGAGAAUGUUACAGUGACAAAAUGCAGUCAAAAACCCAACUCCUAAUAUUUAUCAUUAGGAGGACAGCCCAUGGCAUCUUCAUUUGCUCUAAAUGAGAAUUUCAGUUUUAGACCAGUGAACAGGGUAAAUAAAUGUACUUCUCAACCAUGUGGGGCUUUGAUUGUCUCUGAAGUUUAUCUCCACCUUUGACUCAUCAAGAAAACCUAGAUCUGCACUUACCUCACUGUCAAAUCAUUGAAUUGUAAAGAGGUAUUCUUAAUUCUGGUAAGCUUAUGUUGUGUUUUAGUCAAAAUAUUAAUGGGGAAAUGUUUACCACUGUAACAUUGGAGUUAAUUACACAGUGUUUUAAUAAAUGAAUUAUUCUGCUUA